Molecule: messenger RNA, 3132 nt
Organism: Pyricularia pennisetigena
Lineage: Eukaryota; Fungi; Ascomycota; Sordariomycetes; Magnaporthales; Pyriculariaceae
Exons: 3
Coding region: 1-3132 (1043 amino acids)
Cellular component (GO): mitochondrial outer membrane
Molecular function (GO): ATP hydrolysis activity; ATP binding
Source: RefSeq, a predicted model, not a curated record
AUGCAUCGCGCCGGCUCCCGCGCCAUCUCGGCGCGCGCCGUGAGCGGCAGCAGAACGCCCGGCCUGGGUCUCGGUCGGGACCUCGCCCUUUCUGCAGCACGUCGCCAUGUCUUGAACACUGCGCAGAGAUCUGUUCGGGUACAGUGUUCGAGCAGCAGCCCUAUCUCCAGGGGCUGGUCUCGUCUAUACAGCUCCUCAUCUCCUGCCGCUGCCGCCGCGAGCCCCAGUACUCCAGGUCCCCCGCAAGAGUCACAACAACCUGUGCCGCCACCGGACGAACCGAGCACGCCAUUCUCGGCACAAGAUGUAUCCCAGUCCCAGCCUCAGCCAUUGAAGAGAUCGCAGCGACGUGCCCCUCGGACGACAACGUCAUAUCCCCCGGUAGACCUGCCUAGCUGGUUUUUGGAAAACUACGUGACCCUAGACGGCGAAGCACUCAUAUAUCCCAAUGACUAUACAAAAAUGCUAGAGUUUCCCGAAACACUCAAGCGCUUCGUGGAGGAGGGGGAAUUAUUAAAGGCGCUGAAGAACAAAGAAGACGACACUCGUCUCGACAGUUAUGUGGCCACUUUCAAAAAGGCGGCCGAUGCUAUACAAUCACACCAGCCGUCGGCGCCCGGACUCGAAGACCACAUUAAACUUGCACAGCUCAUGGGCGACCAUGUAUUGAUUGCGGGAUACUCCCUGUUGGCUCUUUCCCAGCACGCUGACUUGGAACGAAGGAUCCAGGCCAGGAGAGAGCGUGAAACCGUAAUCAACAAACUAAAGCACCUCGGAACCGCCCAAGACCUGACACAUCGCAGUCUGACGCGGUAUGCUCAGGGCCAUCUUGCCCAAGACGGCGUCAACCUGGAAAACGUUGGUUUCAAGAAAGCUGUUGCUGCCGAGUUGACUGCGGCAGCUAGUCUUGCAUCCAGGACACUGCCUGCCGGUACUCGCCGACCUGUUCCUGUUCUCGAAACCGAACGCCUUGCGGGCGCCCCACUGGCCAGAGCCGUCGUUGAGAAGGCCGUCGAGGGGACAAAGGCAGACGUGAUCCAUCUUGACGCUCAUGUACUGGCUGAGAUAAUCGGCAAAUAUCUAGGACAGGAUCCGUACAUGAACAAGGGGCCAUACACCAUGCUCGGCUUAAGCGUAGAGACGAUCAACAAUCGAGUUAUGGCGACGUCUGCGGGCGCUCCGAUGCAGACUUUUGGGGAAACUGAUGGCGAUUCGGGGAUAGAUCCAAUGGCAGGUACCGAAUCCGUCGUGGUUGGCCCGGAAGCUAUCAAGACUCUUCGGAGGCUAUUCCAUGGCGAUAGCGACAGCAAACCAGACGGCAACCGCUGGGACGAUCUGAAACUUGGCCACAUCUUGGAGCAGAUCCUGACCGCGCCCGAGAUUAAGCGUAGCACUAAAUCACUGCCAUCCAAGGAUGUGCCUGGGCCAACUAUUGUCCACCUCCACAACUUCACGGAACUGCACAAGAUUAGGGAGGGCUCGUUCAUAGUGUCCAAGCUGCGAACCACUGUUGACAGAUUGUGGCGGGAACAACGCAAGCAUAUCGUGCUAGUAGGUUCCACGAGCCCUUUCGCCGGACGCCCGGGGCCGAAGGACUUCGGCAAGAUGGCCAUGCAGCCCAACUCCGAUCUGGACGUUCACGAGUAUCUUUUUGCCCGACCGUUACCGGAAGAGGUACAACGCCGAGUCUCAGCGGACGGCCUGAGACAAAUAAACCUGACAAACCUGGCUGUCCUUAUGGAAGCCAUGCUGGGCGAGGAGGUGAUUUUCCGGCUAAAUUACGAAAAUAUGGCAGAUUCUAGCUUUGCCACGGAUUUUGAAAGGACCGUCUUCGACCACACCAUAAUAUACAGGCUUGCCACACGGCUUAUUGCCAAACAGAAGCCCGGAGAACCUCAGAAGGUGUACGAUCAAGAUGAUUUGUAUGCUGAGUUGUUGGAAUGGCAAGAGCACGUCAAGAAUGAUCUCCGCAAGAACUUUCCCUCCAUGACAGGCGGCAAGGACCUCAAACGUGUCAAUGCCAUCAAGCGCGCCGGAUUAGCCGACGACUUACCAAAGCUCGGUGGACUGCGCGGGCUCUUUGGAGGCCGCGGUGCAGAUGAGGGGGAAGCGAACGAGGAAUACGACAAGUAUGAAAAGCAGCUCCUAACCGGGCUGGUCAAAGCCGAAGACAUCAAAACCACUUGGGAAGACGUGGUCUGUUCUCCCGAAACCAAGGAGUCUCUCCAAGCCAUGACCUCGCUGGUGCUCACCCGCCCAGAGGCUUUCUCGUACGGUGUUCUUGCCAAAGAGCGCAUUCAGGGAUGCCUUCUGUACGGGCCGCCGGGGACGGGCAAGACGCUGAUGGCAAAGGCGAUUGCCCGCCAGUCAGGAGCCAACGUCCUCGAGGUCAGCGCCGCCUCCAUCAACGACAAGUAUCACGGCGAGAGCGAGAAGCGUGUUCGGGCCGUCUUCUCCCUAGCCAAGAAAAUGUCGCCAGCCGUCAUCUUCCUGGAUGAGGCCGACGCCCUUCUCGGCUCCAGGUCGAACAGCAGGGGCAGAGGCGGCUUUAGAGAGACGCUGAACCAGUUCCUCAAGGAGUGGGAUGGCCUCACCGAGAUGAAGACAUUUGUCAUGGUGGCCACCAACCGCCCCUUCGACCUGGAUGACGCCGUGCUGCGGCGAAUGCCCCGCCGCAUCCUUGUAGACCUACCCCUGAAGGAGGCUCGACUCAAGAUCCUACAGGUGCUCCUGCGUGACGAGUGUCUCGAUGGCUCGGUCAACCUCGACGACAUUUCUGCGCGUACAGAAAUGUGCUCGGGCUCAGACCUCAAGAACAUAUGUGUCGCCGCCGCCAUGGAGGCCGUCAAGGACGAGAUCAAGGCUCGCGACACCAGCCCCGACCCAGACUCCCACAUGUUCCCGGACCGCAGGACCCUGACGGCUGACCACUUUGAGCGCGCUCUGAAGCAGAUCGGCGCCAGCAUCAGUGGCGAUAUGGACUCGCUCAAAGCCAUCCGCAAGUUCGACGAGCGCUUCGGAGACGCCCAGGGACGCGGCAACCAAAAGGCGCGCAAUGGCAUGGGUUUCGCCGUCGGCGCCGUGCCUUCCCGGUCCGGAGAUGCGCGCGUCCGCCGCAGCGACUCUGCCUAG